Racocetra persica is the source of this 372-nucleotide messenger RNA. Lineage: Eukaryota; Fungi; Glomeromycota; Glomeromycetes; Diversisporales; Gigasporaceae. The record is from the annotation of a GenBank genome assembly.
GCAUACGGAAUAACCAAAGAUCCGGAGACUGACGAGUUCUUGAUGGUUACACAACACGCAGAAUUAGGGGACUUACGAAACUUUUGUAACAAUUAUAGCGACGCACAAGAUAAUAAAUGGUGGAGCGAAACAAUUAUUGAAAUAAUGUAUGUUAACGAGGAUUUAUUAGAGAAAUUUAAAGAUGAAAAAACGAAAAUGACACAUCCUAAAGCUGUUUAUACUAGUAGAUACCUUCGGUAUCAAAAGAUUGGUGAAUACCUUGAUUUAUGGGAAUUUCAAGAGGACACACGUGAAAAUAAGAAUCUUCUUGGACCACAACCGUGGGUUAAAAAAGAUUUAAAAGGCUUUGAUAUGAUAGCCGUUCCACAGUAA